Amoebophrya sp. A120 is the source of this 7655-nucleotide messenger RNA. NCBI's taxonomy places the organism in Eukaryota, Dinophyceae, Syndiniales, Amoebophryaceae. The record is from the annotation of a GenBank genome assembly.
GCAGUAUCGGAUCAUGAUUCCACGUUUACCUCUUCGACGAGCAUUUUUUUCUGAAAGCGAAUCUCCGAUAAAUUUCAGUGUCAGAUGGCCAACUUAGAGCGUUUUUUCUUUGCUAGGUUGAUUCACCGACAGAACCAGACACAAAGCGGAAGAUGAUCAUCGAAACAGCACAUAGAAUUUUCAAGUUUUUGUUCGAGGUGUACCGCAUUGAAUAUACUUUCGUGUGUGAGCAUCUGCUAUAAUCGUCUCCGUGUUUUUUUUUCUACGAUACCUAUGACAACGCACUAUCAGAUUUCUUUCACAACAUAGUGAUGACGGGAAAAUUUUCUGUCUGCCUCAUGUCUCCCUCGCAGAAGUCAUGACAUGAAGUUUCGCCAAAGCAGGUGAAGCCUUCGACCGGCAAGUAGACCGAUGACCAGUUAGUUUGGUUUGACCGGCGUAUUGGGAAACCAGUCUACAAUGCGAAGCCGCACAAGAAUGUGGCUUCUCUGUUGCAGCAUUCUGGUGACCGCCGGCAGUGUUACCAGUGCCGCGACGCCUGCAGCUGCGACGAGUCGUCUUAUUUUUCACUACGUGCCCCAGUACCAAAAAAAAUGCUUCAAGAGGAGCGACUUUUUCUCAGACGAAGACGCUGCACAGACCGCGGCAAGAGAUCCAAAUGUUGAGCGGACAGAACUUUCUGUCCUCGGCCUCGUUGGAAACCCUAGCCUGAUGCUGGAGAAUGCUGCUGACGAAACGACUCUCCAAGCAACCUCCGCAGAGGGCGCCGCCGCCGCAAAGAAAGCACGAACUCCGGACCCUUUGCGCUACGGCAGUUUUGACGCAACGAUGGUUGACCUCGCAAGCAGCGCAGCAACUGACAUUUGCGUCGCAACACUAUCAGAGCCUGGGUGUAGCUUUCUCGUCGUGGCUACCGGCGUCAAUGCAGCCGUCCCGCUGGGUGUGGUACCGACAAGCAGUAUCACGCGCCUGCAAAACGGUUUGCCAAGUGUGGUCUCGUGGCCUGAUUACUACGCGAGCGGACGAAAGAAGAACGCUGACGCGACAACUGGCGUAAAGAACCUUCGCUGGUUCAAGUUUGAGUACGGCAGGCCUGCGCAUUCGCUGGAAACGGCAGUCCAGAUAGAGCUGCUGCAGUUUGCGGCGCCGGAGAUCUUGAAUGCGGAGAUGGCCCUCAUGGAACAAGAUUUCGCCCCUGCACGCGUUCUGAACGUCUACCGCAUCGAUAAGACGUCCAGCUCCAGCACAACUUCAUCUACUUCGCAGGAACUUAGGGAUCCGCUUGCGUCUUAUCCGCUGGAUUUUCAGGGCAAUCGGGUCUGGAAGUUGACUCUACCGACGUCAGUGGCGGACCACGAGAAGUCUGAAUCGAAGGACGGAGUAACCUCCUCACGACGGGAGGAGCUGCUGUUGUCGAUAGAGGACCAGUUAGUCAACAGCGAUAUGAUUACAGGAGCUGCUGCUCCAUCAUCGAAAAUCGCAGGAAACGUUGCACCAGUCGACGGUGAUAGCGAUAUGCAGUACACUCCCGCAAUGGUGCUCACCGUCACUGCUAACCCGGAGAGCGCUGCGCUCGCUUUGGCUGCAGCAAACAGUGAAAACAAGGUAUCAGACGGACAGAACCAAGCCGAAGCGGCGCCAAUCGCUGCGCGAUUGGUUCCGCACGGCGUUCCUGCCAGGGGAUAUAUCGAAGUUCCCGCGGAUGUUGCACCGACGGCGAAAGUCUGUGCGCCCAUUCGGUACUCCACGCUUUUCCACGCAGCGACGGAUCUGACGAUUUCGCUCGUGACAGACGACAGCAACGACUUUGCAAGCAGCACAGCUGGAAGUUCCGCGGUUGCAUCUUCGAAAGUAGCCACCACUUGGCAUCUCAGAGCAAAAGCGGCGCCCGAUUUGUGGUCAGCAGAUUCUUCACCCUCCUUGUCUACUGCUCUGUCAUCCACCAAAACCAGUGCCGUUGGCGCCGCUGCCUCCGCUGCCAUUGCGGAAGGAGAAAGCGUAAUGUCAGCUGUUUCGUCAACCAUCAAGAAAUCGUGGUCUUCGGUCUUUGGCAGUGGCACUUCCUCGUCCUCCGCCUCCAAGACGUCGGAAACCUCUGCUGACCAGAUCCCCGCCGGCAGCUAUCUGGGCGCGAAACUGGACAUCUCGCGCACUGAACUGGCCGCUUUGAGCGGUUCGACCACCAGCGCUUCCAUGACCGAAAGCGGCCCGGUGCAGAUGAGCAAUCAGUUGGAGAUCGAUGUGUGCCUGGAGGGAGGAGCAAAACUGGACAAAACCUCCAGUAGUGAGUCGUCGACGACCGUGGCGGCGGAUGAAAACCUGCUCGGUGGUGUUGCAAAGAAAAAUCCGACGGGAGACGAAUCCAAAACGCCCGGCACCAUCUACUUUUUCGAGCUGCUGGUCGUGUCAGCGUCCGAAAUGAUCACACUGGAGCCUGGCAAGCCGGUCACCGCCACGAUUCAGUCGAACCACUGGCAGGACUUCCGCAUCUUCGUGCCCCCGCCGACUAGCGUUGCUACGCAAAACCCGAACUACGCUUUGACACUCUCCACGCACGGCGAGAACCACGCCCGGACUUACCUGGUCGCGGACGUCCGACACUUCGCGCGCGACCCGCGGGCGUACCGCUGGAAGAGCGGGGCUCAGGAGGACGCCGGGGUGGACGAAACCAUCGUGCUCUCGCCCCUGCACCGCGUGUGCAAGUACGGGGGCAUGGUCCACCGCAAGCUGUGUUUUGUGUACGUGUCGACGUUCGCUUGGUUUCCCGAAGACGGAGAACGCGGCAAGAGCGAUAAUCCUCUGAAAGACCAGGCGGCAGAGUUUACGAUUUCCGCAACAUUCAACUCUCCAAACAGCGCGGGGACGGAUGUGUCACCGGCGAAAGGGGCGGCGUUUUCUCCGAAAGACGGCGACGACGGAUCAAAUCUUCCCGUCGAUGCAGGAGACAUCACUGCGACGAGCAACGCGCUGCAGAAGCAUCUCGUUUUGCGAGAAGGUGUUUCGCAAGAUGUUGUCACGUCAUCAGCAGACACUGCGAGUGUUUUCAAAUUUGAAGUCGACAAGCGCGACGAGGGAAUAGUGGUCGGGUUGGAGCACUUGGAAGGCCGGUGCCGCGUCAAGAUUUCGGCCUUCGAUGAUGUUGCCAGCGAUCCAACGGCCGAUGGCGUGGCAGCGACACCCUAUGCAGAUGAUGCGGUUCUACUGACGCCCGGGUCGCCGGUUUUGACCGAGGCAGCGAACAUCGCCGCGGCAGAGACAAAUGUGGCCUCCGGGGUCUUGGACGCCGGCUCAGCAGCAGACGCAUCAACAGGAACAGCAGCAGCACCUGCCUCGAAGAGUGGCGUGCCAGUCGUUCCCAUGAAGCUUUUCAUCAGCGUAAAGGCUGCCAGCGCGGAAAAGCAGAUGGAUGCGGGUGAAACGUCAACAAAGGCCUCACCUUCGGCCCAUUGUCGCCUGACGGCGCGGGGGACCCGAUUUGUCAGUCCUUUGCAAGACGGUGCUACGGUCUCGGGGGCAGUGCGGCCGCAGUUUUUGAACUUUUUUUCCGUAGAUCCGCUUGAUUUCCGUAACAGCGGUGCGAAUGGCAUCGACCUGCAACUUAACGUCUUAGCUGGCGGAGUGGAUCUCUGUGUGAAGUACGGAUCUUCUGCAGCUGAGAACAAGGAUGCUGCAGAUGCAAGCCAGAACGAAAUGGAUUCAAUCGCAGCUCAUCAUUGUGACCUUCGGACCGAUACUGUGUCCGGCCGGAGCGCCUUGCGGCUGUUUGCAGUCGCACCCUCCUCGCUCUCCACAGCUGCGGCAGCAGUGGAGAACGCUAUCACGUCUGUUCUACCUGGGACACCAACAUCGAUAGGCCCAGAGCAAACGAAAAAGGCACGCGUGAUCGUUUUCGCAAGGGAGGACACGCCGAGUGCGUAUUCCCUCACAGCAUCGGCCAAGAACACGGUCGCGACACUUCUGGAUGGUGCGCCGACGGAGAUCUUUCUGUCAGCAGAAGAUGCAGCGGCUACUUCUUCUUCGACUAGCAGCAGUGCCUUGGUGAAAAAGACGUUCAAAAUCGCGGAGGGACUAUCAAGUACCCGAACGCGCUUCCGAUUGCGGGUGAGUAAUGGCGGUCCAGUACAGGUGUGCUUUCAAGCUUACCUCCGCGAUGAUUCCUUCGGCAGUAACGCUAAAAACGGAAUCACACUGGUGCCUCAAAUUCAAAUUGCUGGGACCGCCGGCCUAGCUGCGGAUCAUUCGGAUUUGUCAGGUGAUGCCAGUAGCGCUGCAAUAGUCUAUGAUUGGGGUAGAUCAGCUGGCGCUACUGUCGGCGACAAUUCGGACGCAGUAGGAACAACAGCUGCUCCGAGCACCACAGGAGAGGACGCUGACAGCGACAAGCUCAAGGCCGCCUUGAGUGGAGACGGCCAAUCUAGUUCGUCCUCGCAGACCACCAGUGGUGCAAUCCUGUCGUCGUUGAAGAGCCUUGCAGUAGGAGGUAUCAUGGGAUCAUCUUCGACCCCAGGGGAUGUUGACACGCCGGAGAAAAAACUCUUUACUCCGCUCGUGUGUCUUCCCAACAGAACCGUGACACGGUUCGCAGCCGUUGACGUGAUGAAGCCGCCUCCGGAUUUACUGGACGUAAUUCAGGACCUUCGCGUGCACGUCAGCCUCGCGGACAGUACUAGCACGUCAGGGUCCGAGGCAACGUCCGCGAGCGUGGUACUGUUUUCACAGAGGAGCAACGACGUGGUCUUGCGCGAUGGGCAGCAGGUCAUGGACCGGAUUUUUGCCCUCGCGUCUGCGAACGUUGGCACUGUAGUUGCGUCGGAGUACACGAACAAAAACGACUUUCUGCCGGGGACCACCUACUACCGUUUCUUCCUUUUCCCGACGGCGAAUUUUCUGCUGAAGGCUCUGCAAAUCGAGCUGACACUGGACGACUCGACCGCCGCAACUGCUUCGGCUCUAGCAAGCACGCUGUCCUGUGUCUCUAUGGGGUUCUCCGUACUUCCGACCGACGAUGAGGACGAGGAGCCGGCCAACGAGAGAGGCGCAGCAGCGCAAGCCGCGGCCGAUCAAAACCUGCAACUAGCCGAGCAAAUUCGAAUAAAAGAGUCGCCAAAGACGUCGGCGACAAAAUCGCUCACCGCCACGCUGCCAGCCUACCUCGUUUUCCAGUACAGACAGCGAUGGCUGCGCAUCCGGGUCGAGAACCGCUGCAGUGCGCAGCAGGCUAAUUUGAAGAGCCUGCAAUACACGGUUCAAGUGAAAAGUAAAAACUUCUUUGACAGCUUUUCCUCUACCACAAAAGACGUGAAGCCCGUGAAGCUGGUGCUUGACGCACCGCCGCAGCUGGUCACAUUUGACGACCGCGAUGACGAUUUCGGGCUCGCAUCGCCGGACUUCUAUCACGUAGACCUACCAGCAAACAAGGCCCCGGCGGAAACCAUGUCGCCGGAGUUGAAGAAGAAGGAAGAGGAGGACAUGAAAACAGCGCUGGCGAUGCAAAAAAGCGCUGAUGUCAACUCGGGUGAGGGAAAAAGUAGCCUCGGUGCAGCUGCCGCGAAAGCGGUUGAAACCGUCGCGGACAACCUUGAAGCUGCGAAGGAGGCGGUGGAAACGAAAGUGGACGACUUGAAGACAAGUGUUGAGGAUUCGGUGCAAAACGCGAAGAACAAAGUCGAGGACGCUGCGAAAAUGACAGCCAACAAGGUGAUGCAGCUGGCUCCGGUGAGUGUAAUAAAACCCUUUUCGCUGUCGACGGACAACGACCGGGUCUUGCGAGUCGACGUGUGUUAUGGUCGAGUAGUGGUAGCGACGGGAGCGACAGUGGAGAAUCUGAACGUGGAGCACGACGACGCUGCGUCAGCGACGAGAGGUUCCUUCUCUUGGAGCACAGUACUGGGCGGCAAGACGGAGUACGUCGCCGUGCGGGAAGCUAGGCAAGAAGGGGACGACACUGGAGCUGGUGGAGUCAUGCAGCCCUCCGCGUCCGCGUCCGCCUCAAAUACAAAUUCUGCGUCGUCCUCUUCGUCGGAUGCUGAAGCAACGAGUUCGUCCACGAUCUUUUCGGACAGCGUGUUGUCUCAAACCCUGCAACCAAGUUACGAAAUUUCGUUGAAAUUGUCCGGAGCAGAGCAGUCUUCUAGUUCAGGCAGUAGAUUCGACCUGCAGCUCGACAAGUACGGGGCUUUUCAAUACCAGUCGUCCGCAGCGGAUUCACCACAAUACGACAUGCUGGUACUGUUGGACCCUGACAACGCCCAGACCACCAACCUUCGACCGGAAACGCGGUGCGGCUUUGAGACACUACUCGCUGCAGUGCUGGAAGAAAAGCGGUGGGACGCUAAUCCACGGCCACUCCUCCGAUCGCAAAACAAUCUUCUUGCGCGGCGCGACACCGCUGCACAGGUCUUCUUCUCCAGAGGGUCGCUGCUGGUGCUGCAGCCGCCGUUGGAGCAGAGCGGGGAGUCGAGUUCUAAGGAUGGUAGUGCAACGACCAUCCCGUUGCAGGAUCUACUGCAGCAGCCACAAGUGGCAUCGAAUCUGAAGUCUUGGGCGAGUGUCGCCGCCGUUGUGAUGAACACAAAGACGAAAGCGCUAAGCAAGCCCCUGCGGUUCCCCGCCAGCGACUUGCUCACGGGAGUGGGCGUUUCUUCUUCGGAGGCAGAUGUCGGCGCACCGAGGUCGUUCUCCAUGACGGUAAUCGUGGGGCUGUUCAAGAUUUUUUGCAUCUACCUCCUGGUGGUUUUUUUCCUGGGGCGUUGCCUCGGAAUCUCCAACUGGCGGAAGAACUACGUUUACAGACGGCUGUUUUACUUUUGGGACCGCGUUUCCGUAGCGGUGUGCGGACGGCGUGGUCGUUCGUCCGUGGACGACGACCUGUUUUUGGACGAAACCACGCUAGAUGGAAAUGCUUCGCCGGACGCCUACCAUCUACCUAUGGUUUUGGAGCAGGACCAGGCCCAAGCCAGGAGGCGAAAUGGCAGCGGUCAACAGCAAACCGGUGGUUCCUACGUGCCUCCGAAGCUGGGCGUCGAGGGAGCAGGCACAGGAAAGAGUAGCAAUGCAGGAUUCGUUUUUAGAUCGGGCACCGGUUCGUCGAGUACAACCAGCGGAGCGGCAACUACUGCGAUGGGGGGGAACUUUAGCUCCGCGGUCGCUGCGGCAAACACUGCUUUCGUUUUAUCAAGCGGACCCGUGCCGGUGACAUCAGCGGAAUCACUCAGAACAAAUGCAAGUUUAGAUGAGUCUUUCGCGAACACAUACCAUACGCUGUGACAUAGACAUCGCGACGAGUCGUGCAAAUACAGAACAAGUGAAACAAAAAGAUGAUUGACGAGCUCUUGCUCUUUCACUCUUCAAAUGUGAGUCAUUUUCAUUGUGGGUACAGACAACAUGCAAAGAUGCGCGCCUCAAGUGAGAACUUUUGUCCGGUCCUCUUGCUCUUCAGGAACAUACAGCAAUGUGGUUAACCGUCGACAUUACGCAACCACGGUGUCGUCAUCGUCAUCGCGUUCUCACAGGCAUAGCGUAAGGACAUAUGCUGCGCAAGGGCAAGUCAUACUCCUAGUACCAUGCUUCUCUUCAUUGCACAGCAUUUGGCUUUGAAAGAAGAUACUCAAAAACAUGGCGUUCGUGGUUUGAAUUUUUCUUUCUUGACAGCUGAG